Molecule: messenger RNA, 2958 nt
Organism: Ananas comosus (pineapple)
Lineage: Eukaryota; Viridiplantae; Streptophyta; Magnoliopsida; Poales; Bromeliaceae
Product: subtilisin-like protease SBT5.3
Exons: 12
Coding region: 1-2868 (955 amino acids)
Biological process (GO): proteolysis
Molecular function (GO): serine-type endopeptidase activity
Source: RefSeq, a predicted model, not a curated record
AUGGGUUGGAGCAUGUCCAGGAGCAACGCCUCGGAUUGGUGUUUCGGAGCAUGUCCAGGAGCGACGGCGACGGCGGCUCGCGGUGACGUCGGAGUCGAUGCCGUCGCGGUGACCGCAGAGGAGUUUGGGGUCGGGGUGUCUCGGAGCGACGCGGGCAGCCUCAGAGCGUCUCGAGUCGGGGUUUCGAUUUUACGUCCCACCUUCGCUCUGAUCCCGGGCUUCGUCGUCGUCCAUCUUCUUGCUGGUGUAGAUGAGCCUGUCGAGGGCCUUCUGGAUGGCGUCGCGGCCGCCGAUGAGGAGUUUGGCGAUGACUUCGGGGUCCUGCUCAAAGCGUGCCUCCUCGAACUCGCGGCGCACGUUGGCACGGAGCACAUCGCGCCACGGCACGCCGCGCGCUUUGGGCUACGCGUCUCCGGCGUAGAAGAGGAAGAAGAUGAGCGGCAGAGGAGGGCGGAGCGCGCGUCGGUGGAGCGCCUCGGCGUGGAGAGCUCGAGGAGCUCAAGCGCGGAGGGGGCGGCGGAGUGCCCGGAGCGCGCGUCGGUCGAGGAACCCGGCGAGGAGAGCUCCCGCGACCCGCCAUCAGCCAGGAGGUCUGCUGACAGUGCCGCCGUCACCAGAUCUCCGGCGAUGUCAUACAUUGUGUAUCUUGGAUCACAUCCUCAUGGCGACGACGCGACGCUCGAAGAUUUCGAUCGCGCGAUCGACUCGCACCACGAGUUCUUGGCCUCAUUUGUUGGAAGUAGGGACAAGGCGAAAGAUGCAAUGAUUUAUUCAUACGCCAAAGCGAUCAACGGUUUCGCAGCGCACUUGGAAGAGGAAGAAGCGCGAGCUAUCGCAAAUCACCCUGAGGUCGUGACGGUGUUCGAGAACAAGCUGAAGAAGCUGCACACGACUCGUUCGUGGGCUUUCGUCGAUUUGGAGAGGGACGGAAAAAUCCCCCGCGAAUCGAUCUUUCGGAAGGCUAAGUUCGGCGAAGACGUGAUCAUCGCGCACAUCGAUUCCGGUGUGUGGCCCGAAUCGAAGAGUUUUAGCGACGAAGGGUACGGACCGGUUCCGUCGAGAUGGAGAGGUUUCUGCGAGAACAACACCAAGGAUCAGGUUCCUUGCAACAGGAAGCUGAUUGGCGCCAAAUACUUCAACUCGGGAUCGCACGCGAUCGAUCCGAAAAUCCCCCGCAACAACACGGCGCGGGACUACGAAGGCCACGGCACGCACACCCUCUCCACCGCCGGCGGGAACUUCGUGCCGGGCGUGAGCUUCUUCGGCCACGCCAACGGCACCGCGAACGGCGGGUCCCCCAGGGCCCGCGUGGCCUCCUACAGGGCGUGCGGCGAUUCCGGGUGCGCCGACGCGGACAUCCUCGCGGGGUUCGACAACGCAAUCUACGACGGCGUCGACGUGAUCUCGGUCUCCCUCGGGGCGGAGCUCAGCAUUCUCGAUCCCUCGACUUACCUCGACGAUGGAAUUGCGUUGGGGUCGUUCCACGCCGCGCGGAGAGGGAUCACGGUGUCGUGCUCAGCUGGAAACUCCGGCCCGACCCCGGGCACUGUCGUCAACAUCCCCCCAUGGGUGAUAACCGUCGCCGCGAGCACUAUCGAUAGGGACUUCCCCUCGUCUCUUACCCUCGGCAAUAAGAGAAUAAUAAAGGGUGAAAGCAUGGAGACGAAAGAUCUACCGCAGAAUAAGCUUUAUCCUUUGAUCUAUGCCGCAGACGCUGCGGCUCCCAAUGUUUCUCGAAACACUGCAAUGUGGUGCAGCACUGGGGACUCGCUUGAUUCCGCGAAGGUGAAGGGGAAAAUAGUGGUGUGCUUGCGAGGAGGAGAUAUUGCGAGGAUAAUGAAGGGGAAGUCGGUUCUCGAGGCAGGCGGGGCCGGUAUGGUCCUCGCCAACGACAAGGACUCGGGCAACGACAUCGUCGCCGACCUGCACUUUCUCCCGGCCACCAUGAUCACAUACAAAGAUUCCCUUCCUCUUUUCGCCUACUUGAAUUCCACCAAGUCUCCUGUAGGUUCGAUUUCGCCAUCAAAAACAACAUUCGGCCUUAAACCCUCGCCGAUGAUGGCCCUUUUCUCGUCCCAAGGGCCCAGUUUGCCGUCACCGCAAAUCUUAAAGCCGGAUAUUACCGCACCAGGAGUGAACAUACUCGCGGCCUAUUCUCCGGUUGUUAGCGCGACCGGUGUGGACGGGGACGACCGCACGGCCUCGUACGCCUUGCUGUCGGGGACAUCAAUGUCAUGCCCGCACGUCGCGGGGGUCGCGGGACUCGUGAAGUCGCUCCAUCCCAAUUGGAGCCCCGCUGCGAUUCGAUCGGCAAUCAUAACGACAGCACGAACCCAAGACAACACGGGAAAGCCGAUUCAAGACGGUGCCGGACAAAAGGCCACGCCGUUUAACUACGGCUCGGGCCACAUCCGACCGAACCGUGCCGCGGACCCUGGCCUAGUCUACGACGCGACGUUCACCGACUACUUGAACUUCCUUUGUGCUCUAGGCUUCAAAUCGUCGAAUGUCACUCGACUCAUUAGAAAGAACUUCACUUGCCCCUCGAAGGCCGUGACUCUCGAGAACUUGAACUACCCUUCGAUCACUGUGGCCGACCUCAAUAAGACCUCGACCGUAACCCGCACUUUGAAGAACGUCGGGUCCCCCGGCACGUACAAGGCCAGAGUCAAAGCCCCGUUCGGGACGACGGUCACCGUUAAGCCCGACACCCUCAAGUUCGACAAGGUCGGAGAUGAGAAGUCGUUCACGGUUACUUUCGACUCGCACAAAGAUGAAAUCGGAAGAGGAUUUGUGUUUGGAAGGUUGAUUUGGUCCGACGGGCGGCAUUAUGUGAGGAGUUCCAUUGCAGUUAAUGCAGUUGCUUGAGAUAUCAUUCUUUUUACACCUAUUUUAAUAGGGAUUAGAAUUUGGAGUUUGAUCGAAUUAGAAUUUAGAGUUUGAAUUUUUAUUAUGUUU